AUGAUGGAGGCGCCCAUCAAGGAUGGGGUGGUAUCAUCGCCAUACCCACCUGUAGAGUUGAUCCAAGAUGAGACAUUGUAUCAGCACAUCCAGAAGCGCUUCCUGGAACAUGGUGAUAAACCAGCGCUGGAACGGAAUGGGGAAUUGCUGACCUUCGCAGAUGUUUUAUCUCUCAUUGAGCGAUACGCCAUUGGAUUCCAGCGGUAUGGUGUAUCCUCCGGGAGUAGAGUAUGCGUUAGUGCUGCGAAUUCUGCGGAAUCACUGAUCGCCGCGUACUCCCUGUGUUGCCUCGGCGCCACUGUGGUCUUGGUCAAAACAACUCUACCAGAACACCCUACACCCGACUUCGUGUGCGUUCGAGACUUCGAGCGGAACGAUUGCAGCGAGUUUCAAGCGCCGCGAAUUGAAGACACUAAAAACCACAUCAUGCUCCAAGUUUACACAUCAGGCACCACGGGUCUUCCGAAAGCACUAGAGAUCAGCAUGUACGCGUAUAUUACGAAGGUGGAGUAUAGCAGGGCGACCGAGUUUUUCGAGGACAAAGACGUGGUCCUCGAAUGGAAUCCACUGACGCAUAUGUGUGGAUUCGUCAUACCGAUGAUUGCCUUCCUCACGGGAGCCAUGGUGGUGCCGUCAACGGGAGGACUGUCUCCAAAAGAGUUCGUCGAGAUUGUCAACAAACAUCAGCCAAGCCGAGAGCGACGCAAGGUAUUCGAGCUAGAGAGUUUAAGGAAUGGUUACGGCAUGUCUGAAGCCAUCGGAUUUAUCUGUAUGACAGCGCCGAAGACAACCGGAUAUCGCAGCGUCGGUUACCCAGUGCCAAUGGCGGAAUACAAGAUAAUCGACAAUGCUAGUGGUCGAACACUUGGUCCUUUGGAAGUGGGCGAGAUCACUUUUCGCGCACCGCACCUCAUGAGGGGCUACUACAAACGGCCAGACGAGACUGCCCAAGUAUUCGAUGAGCAGCGAUGGUUCCGAAGUGGCGAUGCCGGGUAUUAUGACCGCACCGGCCAGCUAUACAUUGUGGAGCGCCUCAAGGAUAUGAUCAAGUGCUUGGACCAGCAAGUGGCUCCCGCAGAAUUAGAGGCUCUUCUGACCCAGCACCCGCUUGUUCUGGAAGCUGCAGUUGUUGGCAUCGAUCAUCCAGAAUUCGGAGAAGCACCAACCGCUUUUGUGGUCAUAGAGCCUUCCGCCAAAGGACUCGUCAGCGAAGAUGAGCUAGUGCGACUUGUUUCAGAUCAAACAGCCUUUCACAAGAACCUGCAUGGCGGUGUUGUUUUCGUGGAUAUCAUUCCAAAGACGGACACGGGAAAAUACAUACGAAGGAAGCUGCGUCAAGGCCACCUGGAUCUUCUCAAGAAAUCAUGCUAUCAGCCUUGAUUCACCUGUCUACCUGUGACCGCUACUAGUUUAGGGUAGCAUCGGCGGUCUGUUUGGUUGGUUGUAGCAUAUUUAAAAAGCAGAAAACGAUACAGUGGAGAGACUGCAUGAUACGGGCACUGACCUACAAUGUAAUACGUGAGAGGGAGAAAUAACAUGCAGGAUUGCGCACGCAACGUGAAUAUAUGUAAAAAGUUAAAGGCUUCUUUGUGUCAUGAAGUGUUGUGCAGAAAUGCAAAUGCACAGUGCAACAGCGCU
Rhipicephalus sanguineus (brown dog tick) is the source of this 1638-nucleotide messenger RNA. Its product is annotated as luciferin 4-monooxygenase. The coding region runs from base 1 to 1380 and encodes 459 amino acids. NCBI's taxonomy places the organism in Eukaryota, Metazoa, Arthropoda, Arachnida, Ixodida, Ixodidae. Gene Ontology annotation, molecular function: CoA-ligase activity. The transcript is spliced from 9 exons. The record is from RefSeq and is a predicted model, not a curated record.